Carassius carassius (crucian carp) is the source of this 1133-nucleotide messenger RNA. It is a transcript of the gene elp6, whose product is annotated as elongator acetyltransferase complex subunit 6. Gene Ontology annotation, cellular component: elongator holoenzyme complex. NCBI's taxonomy places the organism in Eukaryota, Metazoa, Chordata, Actinopteri, Cypriniformes, Cyprinidae. The transcript is spliced from 8 exons. Bases 229 to 1038 code for a protein of 269 amino acids. The record is from RefSeq and is a predicted model, not a curated record. Gene Ontology annotation, biological process: tRNA wobble uridine modification.
AAAGAUUGUCCUCAUGCGGCUUCCGUACCCAGGUUAACUAGCAUUAUAGGCAAACGCGAGAUAAUUAUUCAUAUUUAUUUGUAUAUAUUAAAAAAAAAAGAUGUUAUUGCAGACGGUGCAGGUACGUUACUCUACAGCAUGAGAAAUACUGAAGAAGAUCUGGAGUAGAAGAGGAGACAGCAGCAUAUCCUACUCAACUGUUGUCAAGUUAAUUUCUAUAUCACAAACAUGUUCCCAGAAUUGAACAGUAUUCUCAAUGCCACUCCAGACAGUUUCAAAUCGAGUGACUUUAUUCUGGUGUCAGACAGACGAGCUGAUGCAUCAUUCCUCAUUCAUCACCAUCUGUCUUUCUAUUUACGUGCUGGCUGUAAGGUGUGUUUUCUGGGUCUUGUGCAGUCCUUUAGUCACUACAGUGCUGUCGCUCAGAGGCUGGGAGUGAGUCUGGUCCAGGCAAGAGAGAAGGGCCAGCUAGUGUUUCUUGAAGGACUGAAGAAUUCUAUUGGAGUUGUAUUACAGGAGGACACCAGUCAGGAGACGCAACCCUUGAGUUAUCUCAGGACCCCAGGUGCUGGACUGGAAGGUCUGUUCAGAUUUGUUGACCGUUCUGUGCGUCAGAGAGGAGAUGGUGAUGCUGGUGAAUCAUGGGGUCCUCCAGUGUUACUCAUAGAUGAUCUCAGUGUGCUCCUGAGUUUAGGUGUUAGUGUUGGAGCAAUACUAGACUUUACCCUCUACUGCCAAGCCACCGUGUGCUCUGAGUUACAGGGAAAUAUGGUUAUUCUGGUGAGAUGUGAGGAGGAUGCAGAUGAUGAUGAAGAGGGAUCAAACCUGCUGCAGAGGGGACUAGUUCAUCAGUGUAACUUGGCUUUACAUGUAGAGGGGUUACCAACAGGCUACUGCAGGGACAUACAUGGACAGAUGUCAGUUUGGUGGCGACAGGGAGGAGAGACCAUCUACAACCAGCAAAAGUUAUAUCAUUUUAAAGUCCAUGAUAAAGGAGCAUCGUUUUUCGCUCGAGGGACUUCUAGUGCUGUUCUCUAAAUUUUCAAAUGAAUACAUAAGUUUUCACACAAUCUCUUACUGAAAUAAUGUCAUUAUGUAGAUGUUUUAUAUAAAUACAUAUAUUUAAUACAUCA